This is a messenger RNA of Encephalitozoon cuniculi GB-M1, 411 nucleotides long. RefSeq lists its product as uncharacterized. The transcript has a single exon. NCBI's taxonomy places the organism in Eukaryota, Fungi, Microsporidia, Unikaryonidae. The coding region runs from base 1 to 411 and encodes 136 amino acids. The record is from RefSeq and is marked provisional.
AUGGGGAAUAAGCCAGGAUUGUUACCUAAGUGGCUGUUUGUUUACACAAUACUCAAGGCCAUGUAUGUUCUGGUUGCGUACAAGGACCAUCUUGCAGCUACUAGCCGCGGGUGGGAGCUUGGGUCGGCCUAUGUUUAUCUGACGCUGCUGCUUGGAAUAACAAGACUACUGUCAUCCAGAAAGAUAACCAUAGUGGGGUUCUACUCCUCGAUAGCAAUAUCAUUUCUAGCCGAGGGGCUGUUUUUUGUGUAUGGAGGGUUCCGUGGGAUAUACUCGAUACACAGGAUGCUUGUGGAGGCAUUUUUUGUUCUGUUUACCCUUGGCUGGAUGAUAUUCCUGUAUCCAUACUAUCUCCUCGAGGACAAAGAGCUUCCGAAAAAACCGAGGGACGAGUCUGUGAAGCACCAAUAG